Molecule: messenger RNA, 4168 nt
Organism: Chara braunii
Lineage: Eukaryota; Viridiplantae; Streptophyta; Charophyceae; Charales; Characeae
Source: the annotation of a GenBank genome assembly
GGUAUAAUGGAUAGGCGAGGAAUGAGGUGGUGUGUUGGAUGCACCGGAUGAGGGAGGAGGUGGGGGGAGCGAAACGGUGGUGGAUGAUAAGGGGGGGGGAAAGGGUUGAGGAGGAAGGGUUGGUGGAUAUGGUGGUAGAGGUGAUAGGGGUGGAGGAGGUCGGCGGGGGGGUGUUGCUGGAGGCGGCUGUGGAGGAGGGAGUGGUCUGCGCUGUGGAGGAGGGAGUGGUCUGCGCUGUGGAGGAGGGAGUGGUCUGCGCUGUGGAGGAGGGAGGUGCGGCCGUGGUAACAACCGUGAUGGAGGGGUUGUUCCCUUUGAGCGUGGUGACGCGGUCGGAUAUGGACGAUAUGGUGGCCUUUAUGACAAUUGCAGAUACACCAUCUUUUGUGUUUUUGUGGGUUGGGGACGGUGAAGGACUGGAUCAAGGUCGACAAUGUCUGCGCAAGUACUUCUCGAAGCUCGACCUCAAGUCCGGAUAUCACCAGAUCGAGAUCCAGCCAAGAGAUCGGUACAGGACCGCAUUCAAGACGCGUUAUGGGCACUUUGAGUGGAUCGUCAUGCCUUUCGGUCUCACCAAUGCCCGGACUACUUUCCAAGCGGCUAUGACGACGGAAUUCCACGACCUGCUCGACCGCACUGUACUCGUUUACCUUGAUGAUAUCUUGGUUUAUAGCCGGUUGCUGGACGAGCACCUUCGUGCCGUUUUGGAGCGUCUCCGUAUCACCAAGUACAAGGCGAACCACGGCAAGUGCAAGUUUGCCCAGCAAGAAUUGGAGUACUUAGGCCAUUACGUUAUGCCGCAAGGCAUUCGUCCGCUCACGGACAAAGUACCAGCCAUUCAAGAUUGGUCGGACCUCAAGUGUACUACCGACGUCCGCUCCUUUUUCGGCUUAGCAUCAUAUUACAUGCGCUUCGUCAAAGGUUUUCAACGGAUCACUGCACCAUUGUCGCGACUUCAGUCCCCCUUGGUGCCCUUCGAGUUCAACGACGAAGCCCGACAUGUGUUCCACACGCUGAAGACGACUUUGCUUCAAGCUCCCGCUUUAAACAUCUAUGACCCGACCUUGCCUACGAAAGUGACUACGGAUACUUCCGGUUACGACAUUGGAGCGGUUUUGGAACAGCAUGACGGCACAGACCGACAUCCGGUUGAGUACUUCAGCCAAAAGGUAUGGCAGAUCCUAUCUAGCCUACUCUACAAUGCCGCUGAUGACGUCAACAGCUCCCCGAAGUACGAGCAGAUCUCGGCCAAUGCCUCAUGCUUCAAGCACCAGACCCGGAUUGCCGCCAUCCUGAGGGAGAGGAAAGAGAAGAAGGAGCUCCUGAAGCAGGCGAAGUUAAAGGCUAUUGCAGAGGAGCAGGCGGCGAAGAAGAAGCAGUUAGAAGAAGAGAUGUUGAGGUUUCAGAAAGAGAAGAUGUUACAGCAAGAGGAAGAAGAGAAGAUUGCAGAGGAAGAAGCAGCAGCAGAAGAGGAGGAAGAAGAAGAAGGAGAGCUCCUUGAAAGAAGGCGUGGGGAAGAGAGAGGAGAAGUCAAUGGCACGGAGGAGGAGGACAAAUGGAGGGAGAAGAAGAUCAGUGAAUGGGUGGCUAAUUUAUCGUUGGGAGAAGAUGAAGAGGCACAAUUAUAUGUGCCGCAGGAGGAGAGGGAGGCGUUUGCCAGGGCACUGGAGUUGAUAGAGGAUCCCCUGGAAUGCCAAGCGACAGAGGAUGAGAAAAAGUUGGAGUGGAAGUUGAAGAUGAUGAGGGAGAAGAAGAGGAGGGAGGAAGCCAGCAGAAUAGCCGGGGAGGUUGAGCGAGUGCGAACUGGCAGGCAGGAGUUGCAGGCCCAAACAGAGGUCUCUGCCAAGCUAGACAAGAUGAUGGGCUUCCUGGAAGUCUUGAGUGAGGCCUGGCUGGAGGAGCACCAGGCCUGUAAGGGUCAAGAGGUGACCCUGCAAGCAAUGAGAUCCGGGCUCAGGGAGUUUGUGAGCGACGUGGUGGGCCACGUCGGGUCUGAAAUUAGAAGAUUGAGGGAUGGCUUAGACAACUUCUGCGCCGGCGCUAUUGAGACCGCCAAAGUUGUGGCCACAACAGAGGCCAUGGCGCGUCCCCGCAAAGAGCUUGUCAAAAAGGAGCAGUUAGAGGACCAGGUCUUUGUAGUAUACGUCAGACCUGUAACUGAGCCUAAAGAAGAGGAUAGUUCCACGGAUCCCGCCAUUGCCAAGCUGCUGGAAGAGUUUAAAGACUUAGCUGAGUCGCCGACAGGAGUAGUGUCGCGACCGAUCCAGCACACGAUAGAGAUAGGGUCUGGCAGUAGAACUCCUAAGGGAGCCGUCUACAGGAUUUCCCCUAGAGAUUUAGAGGAGUUGCGCAAGAAGUUGGACAAGCUCCUUGAAAAAGGUUGGAUUAGGCCCAGUUCGUCUUUUUUUGGAGCACCAGUUUUGUUUGUCCCCAACAAGGAAGGAGAAUUGCGCUUGUGUAUAGACUAUAGGGGUAUGAAUGAGAUUACCGUUAAGAAUGUUGAACCACUGCCCAGGAUAGACGAUCUCUUAGAUCGGGUGCAGGGUUGUAAGUAUUUUUCAAAGAUAGAUUUGAAGUUCGGAUAUCAUCAGAUAGAGGUCCAUCCUAAUGACCAGUACAAGACAACGUUCCAGACUCGUUAUGGGCAUUAUGAGUUCAUAGUGAUGCCCUUUGGACUGACCAAUGCGCCAGCUACAUUUCAGCAAUGUAUGAGUGAUCUGUUUAGGCCUUGGUUAGACAGUUUCGUCGUAGUAUAUUUAGACGACAUCUUAGUCUUCAGUAGGACCCUCCAAGAGCACCAGGGUCAUUUGAGGCAGGUCUUGGAGAAGCUAAGAGAAGAUAACUUCAAGAUCAAUGCGAAGAAGUGCGAGUGGGCCAAGACACAAGUCCUGUACUUGGGCCACGUGUUAGACGGAGAUGGCAUUAAGCCUGAGGACAGUAAGAUAGCGGCAAUCUGGGAGUGGGAUAAGGACUGUACGUUUGCGCUAAAGAAGUUAAAGCGCGCGUUAAUCGAGUACCCUGUCCUCAAAGUAGCAGAUCCAUCUUUGUCGUUUGUCGUCACUACGGAUGCGAGUCAGUAUGGUAUAGGCGUCGUGUUUCAGCAAGACGAUGGCAAUGGCUACGGACCUGUAGAGUUCAUGUCAGCGAGGAUGCCCUCAGAGAAGGUUGCUACCUCGACGUACGAAAGAGAACUCUACGCUCUCAGGCAGGCUUUAGAGCACUGGAAGCAUUUCUUGCUUGGGAGGCACUUCAAGGCGCCCAACCUCCAGCAACGAUGUUCAGCUGUGGAGUUUGGCUUCUGCCACCUUGAGUCUUCAAGCGUAACUGCUGCAGUACCACAAGCGUCAACAGAUAGGGACAAGGGGAGGGCGAAGGUAUCCUCUAGGAGGGAAUUGGCUGCCUUUGCAGAUGGGGGGGAAGAAGGGGGUCUGUUCCAGGUUGGGGCCGAGAAGGAGGUUAAGAAGUUGGCCUUAUUGGAGGAGCAGUCGACGAAGAAGAGGGAGCUGGAAGAAGAGAUGAAGCUAUUGUUGAAAGAGCAAGAAGAAAAGACAGCAGCAGUCGAGAAGGAAGAAGAAGAUGACGAAGAAGAAGAGGUGCCAGAGGCUUCGUUAGAAAGAAUGACAAGAGGAGUUAUAGAAGAAAGAGGGGAGUCUAGUGGCAGUGCAUUGGAAGUAGAAGUUGGGAAAAUGGUUGGGGAAUGGGCAUCUAAAAUGGAAAUAGGGGAAGAACGAGAGGCGGAAUUGUUGGUUCCCCAGGCGGAGAGGGAGGCGGGACAGAGAGAGUUGGAAGCGUAUGAAAGCCCAUUGCAGAAGAAGGCGUCGGAGCAGGAGAAAAUGUUAGAAUGGAAGUUGCGCCUUGCGACGGAAAAGAAAAUAAGGUUGCAGGCGGCGGAGGAAGAAAAGAAGUUGAGAGUUGCAGAAGAGAGUUUAGGUAACCUGCCUAAAGAGGCAGGCAUUAACCAAAAGUCUGACACAAUAACCCAGACCAUGACUGCUGUGCUUAAAGCUCAGCAGGAUCAGGUCAAACAUAUUAAGGGGCAUGAUCUUGCUAUUGAGUCCAUCCGUUUAGGCUUCAAGGACUUUGUGCAGAAAAUGAUGGUGCACAUGAGCACGGAGUUCCAUAGUAUAAUGUAGGGGACACAAAAAUACUGCGCGGGUGCCAUAGAAGG